Cylicocyclus nassatus is the source of this 322-nucleotide messenger RNA. NCBI's taxonomy places the organism in Eukaryota, Metazoa, Nematoda, Chromadorea, Rhabditida, Strongylidae. The record is from the annotation of a GenBank genome assembly.
AGCGUAUUAUUUUUUUCAGAAUGGUCAAGAAAUUCGUUCUGUUACUCAUCGUUAUCGUCGCUACCAUUCCGUUGGCCUCUGCAGGUUUCUGGUACGACUUCUGGAGGGCAACGAAGCUGGUUCUCAAUCAAGGGAUUUGUACCGUAAAAUGCGCGUCGGUGUUCUGCCCCGUGUGGGAAAAUGGGAAGUGUACUUGCAAUUCACUUGCAUGCCAUGAGGAAGUCAUCAAGACAAUCAAGCACCUGGCUUCGUAGCCUUUUCGAACCGAUGUUCUAGUACCUCUGCAUGCUUGUGGUACCAACUCAAUAAAUGUUUCUUGGUG